UGGUCUUUCGGUUAGGUAAUAGAUUAGCCCCCUCCUUUAUAACCAGUCCAAAAAUCGUCUGGUCCGCCCCUUUUGAGGUAAACAUAUCAAAAGCACCUUGAGAAAUAUAAACAUCAGAACAUGCAUUAUUAAAUGCACUCAUAAGAGAAGCACCAUUAUUUAUGAAUUAUAAGUCAUCAUGGAAGGAAUAAAUUACGAAAGUGUGGAUAACUCAGUUGACAACUCUGAAACUUGGAAAAUAACCUCACAAACAGACGGUUCUAUUCGUUUGAAUGAAAUAUUACAUACCGAUGAUACAUCGAAAGUAUCUAAUACCAAGAGUGGGGAGAGAUACCUCGAGAAUAAACCCCGAGACAACGAAAAUGCUCGUGCUAAUGGUGCGAUUGCUACGCCGAAGAAUGAUGACAUUGAUGAGCAUAUCAAUGACGACACCCUGGCAAUUGAAGAGAAUGUUCAUAGUUUAAGCAAAGAUGAAACAAAGUCUGGUGGAACUAUUAACCAUAGAAGGCAACAUAAGAAGACAGAAAAAUUCACCAUUACGUGACUUCUAUAUCUAGCAACAGCUGUGGCGGGUAUGGCGGCAACCCUUAUAGGACCAACUUUACUUGACCUGAAAGACCAAUUGGGAGUCAGUACAGCUCAAAUGUCGUUCUCAUUCGCCUUUUACUCGGGAGGCUUCGCACUCGGGGGUCUUAUUACAGGAUUCAUGGCGGGCAAAUGCAAUGUGAACCCCACAUUGCAACUAGCACUGUUUUUGAGCAUGGGUGCAGGAUUUACUAUAGCAAUUCCUUGGCUUGGCAAUAUCUGGCUCGUGCUGGUGUUUUUCAGCUUAAAUGGUAUAACAUUUGGGGUAAUCGAAGCAGUAAGCAGUGCUCUCGUGAUAAAAACUUGGAGUUCCAAUUCAGGGCCGUAUAUCCAAGUUUUCUGCUUAUCGUUCAAUGUUGGAACGACGUUGACGUCCUUACUAGCUUUACCUUUUGUAUCAGAAGAAUCAAAGUUCAACAUAAGAAAUAACUAUUCAGAUAUGGCUGAUAUUUCACUGACUGUAUCGGAACAAUUUGGAAAGAGAAAUCAUACUUACGGACAACAAGCACCGAGAGAACGUGAAUUCGAGAAUUUAGGUAAUACGACAGAUUUUGGUUUUUCAGGAGUUGGACUUUCAAAUAUGAAGGAAUCUAACAUCGAAUUUGUGUAUCUCAUAAUUGGAUUACUGAGUGCUGCAGUGGGGCUUUCUUUUUUGAUAUUCUACAUACUUACAAAAAUGACAUCAAA
Molecule: messenger RNA, 1272 nt
Organism: Owenia fusiformis
Lineage: Eukaryota; Metazoa; Annelida; Polychaeta; Sabellida; Oweniidae
Source: the annotation of a GenBank genome assembly